AUGUCUACUACAAAGGAUAUCACCCCUGUUUCAAAUGACAGUUCAAGUAACAAAAAUAUAAUUUCUGAUACCAACCAAACCUCCAACGAAUAUAGAAAAUCCCAUAGAUUACCUUUAUGGGUUUUAGGUCCAAGAGAUGAACAAGAAGCUAGAACCAAUUUAAAAAAAAUGGCAUAUGAGAAAUGUGAUAUUUUUAUCAAAGCUAUGGCUGACUGUGCUAAGCAGAAUGGUAUCAAAGUGUUUCCUGAAUGCAAUCCACAAAAGGAAAAAAUGGCAGAAUGUGUGUUGUUCUAUCAAACAGACGAGUACUUGGACGAGCAACGUGAUUUAAUGGUACAAAAAAAGAUCAAAAUUAUGGAAGAUCGUUUGAAAAAAUGA
Saccharomycodes ludwigii is the source of this 378-nucleotide messenger RNA. It is a transcript of the gene CMC1, whose product is annotated as Cmc1p. The transcript has a single exon. The record is from RefSeq and is a predicted model, not a curated record. NCBI's taxonomy places the organism in Eukaryota, Fungi, Ascomycota, Saccharomycetes, Saccharomycodales, Saccharomycodaceae. The coding region runs from base 1 to 378 and encodes 125 amino acids.